ACAAUUUUGCUUGCCCAAAAAAAAAAUGAAUUGCAUCAAACAAUUUUUCUUGGUAAUUUGCUUUUCUCUAGCCAUAACAUAUGAAGAUCAUGUCUUAGUCGGCGGCACCACCACGAGAGACAUCAUGGUCCCGAAGAUUUCCGAGUGGCAAGUCACGGUUGUUAACGGUUUGACCACUGGUGAAACUCUUUUCAUCCAUUGUAAAUCUAAGGAAGAUGAUCUAGGUGAAAUUAGUCUGAAUUUUAGAGAUAGAUUUUCUUGGAAUUUCGGAGAAAAUAUGCUUCACUCAACUUUGUUUUGGUGCUAUAUAAGCAAAGAUGAUGGUCAUAUGAAUGUAAAGGUGUUUUGGGAUGAUGUUAUUCUGUUUCAUAGAUGCGGUUGGAAGAAUUGCAUUUGGACCGCAAAAACUGAUGGUCUUUAUCUUUGGAAUUUAGCGAACGGUGAAGAUGUAUUGUCGGGGAAAUGGGAAGUUGGAUGAUCCCAAAUUUCUAGGGCUCCAAGUCCUUUGAUUUCUUCGACUGUAUUCGCAAUUCCCCACUACGUCAAGCUGGACAGACACCGAAGGGAUCGCCAUGAGAGUGGCGGCUACGAAGAUUCCUACCAUAACCACCGAACCACCCAUCCUAGAGGUCCGUCUCGUCCCUCUGAUUCACGCUUCGAAGAGGAUGAUGAUGAUUUUAACCGCCACCGUCGUCGUCGUGGAAGCAGCCCUAGCAAUUAUCGAGUUGGAAUUGGGGGCGGAGGAGGUGGUGGUGGUCGACGUUGGGAAGGUGACAGUCCUACGGAUUUUGAUGGUCCCGGAGAUGGAGGUUUCCGGCAGAUGAAUGGUCCUCCAGAUAGAGUAGAUUUUCAGCAGAUGCGUCCUCGGAAUGGUGGAAGUUUUCGGCCUAUGGGUUUUGCCUACGAUGAUGGUUUUCGUCCGAUGGGUCCUGACGGUGGUGUAGGAGGAGAAGGGACGCGGUCAAUUGUUGGAGCUGGUCGUGGCAGAGGAGGUUUUCGGGCUAAUGGACCCGCAAAGUUUCCGCCUUCAGAGAGUCCAGACGGGAGGAGAUUUGUCGGUAAAGCAAUGGAGUCUGAUUAUUCUGUAAGGCCGACUACACCGCCGGUCCAACAGCCUCUUUCGGGUCAGAAACGAGGGUAUCCUAGCUCAGAUCAUGGCAGCUAUACUGGAGCUGAUGUUUCUGAUCAUAGCAGUAUUGUCAAGCUUUUUGUUGGCUCCGUACCAAGGACAGCUAUAGAAGAAGAAGUUCGUCCCUUUUUUGAAAAGCAUGGAAAUGUUCUGGAGGUUGCUUUGAUCAAGGACAAGAGAACUGGACAGCAGCAAGGCUGUUGUUUUGUAAAGUAUGCAACUUCUAAAGAUGCGGAUAGAGCCAUUAGAGCACUGCACAAUCAGAUCACUCUUCCUGGGGGAACUGGUCCUGUUCAAGUUCGAUAUGCUGAUGGGGAGAGAGAACGCAUAGGCACGCUAGAGUUUAAGCUUUUCGUUGGUUCACUAAACAAGCAAGCCACUGAAAAAGAAGUUGAGGAGAUCUUUUUACAAUUUGGUCGCGUAGAAGAUGUCUAUCUCAUGCGUGAUGAAUAUAGACAGAGUCGUGGAUGCGGGUUUGUUAAAUAUUCAAGCAAAGAGACGGCAAUGGCAGCUAUCGAUGGUCUCAAUGGAACUUAUACCAUGAGAGGUUGCAAUCAGCCAUUGAUUGUUCGAUUUGCUGAUCCAAAGAGACCUAAACCUGGCGAGUCAAGGGACAUGACAGCUCCUGUUGGACUUGGUUCAGGGCCUCGUUUUCAAGUUUCAGGACAAAGGCCCACCUCUAACUUUGGUGACUCUAGUGGGGAUGUAAGCCACACAAAUCCUUGGCGUCCAGCGAAUUCACAAAACGUAGGUCCACCUAGUAACACUGGGAUCCGUGGUGCCGGAACUGACUUUUCCCCUAGACCAGGUCAAGCAACAUUGCCUUCAAAUCAGGGUGGCCUGUUUGGUGGUUAUGGUGUUCCUCCCCUUAAUCCUCUUCCAGUCUCUGGAGUUUCAUCUUCUGCUAAAUUGCAACAGCAAAAUCGGGCAGCUGGCCAGCAAAUAUCACCAUUAAAAAAAACUCUUCACAGUCCACAGGGUCUCCCCCUACGUCCACAUUUCCCUGGUGCCCAGGCACCCUUACAGAAUCCUUAUACUUAUAGCAGCCAGUUGCCUUCCUCUCAGCUGCCGCCACAGCAAAACGUCACUCGUGCAACCGCUCCUCAGACUCCUUUGAACAUUAAUCUACGACCAACACAUGUGUCUUCUGCAACUGAUCAAUUUCUCCCUCGUUCCCAGCAGCAACCGCUACAAAAGAUGCAACAUCCUCCUUCUGAGCUAGCUCAGCUCUUGUCACAGCAAACUCAGAGUCUACAAGCAACACUCCAAUCGUCUCAGCAAGCAAUAUCUCAGCUGCAGCAGCAGGUGCAGUCUAUGCAGCAACCAAACCAAAAUUUACCACUCUCACAGAAUGGCCAAGUUGGUAAACAGCAGUGGGCUGGAUCUGCAAUUCCAACAGUUGUUAGCACCACUGGUUCGACACCAGUUACCUUUGUGCAAACAGCUGCACCUGCAGUAAGUCAGAGCGUGGUUUCUGUCAAAUGUACCUGGACCGAGCAUACCUCGCCUGAUGGAUUUAAAUAUUAUUACAAUGGUCUAACGGGUGAAAGCAAGUGGGAAAAACCUGAGGAAAUGAUAGUGUUCGAACGAGAGCAACAGCAACAGCAGCAACAUCAAGAAAAGCCAAAUAUACAGCAGCCCCAGACCCAAUUACAGCCGUUGCAGCAACAACCACAACAAGUUCACCAGCAAUAUCAAGGCCAGCAAUUACAGCAUCCGUUUUAUUCUUCACUGUAUCCAACUCCAGGGUCCAGCCAUAAUGCUCAGUAUCCAUCAUUGCCAGUUGGUCAAAACAGCCAGUUUCCUAUGCCAGGAAUAAGUCAAAAUGCUCAGGACUAUGCUCGGACACAUAUACCCGUGGUGGGAGCUGCUUCAAUGAAUGAUCUAUCAAGAACUCAACAGAGCCGUCAAUCUCCCCAAGAAGUCAGGUGGAAGAAUAAAGCUUGAGGUUUAUAUCUUCCCAUUCUCUCAUCUCUCUUGUAUUUUUUCCGUACCGAAACACAUUCCACAUGUAUGAUGUUUCUUUAGUUUGAAGUUGCAUCUAUUUCUCUGUGCUGAUCGAUACUCUGCAGGUACAUGAAACGAGGAGCUAAAUUAUCUCAGUAACUAGAUAGAAAUUUCUGGAACUAAUUAGUCAAGGAGAGGAAAAGCAGCAAUGGCAGUGUUCUUAGUCUCUGAUUUUUUAAGUUAACCCCUUCAGGUAAAAUAGAUAGGCGAUUCGAAG
Molecule: messenger RNA, 3353 nt
Organism: Arabidopsis arenosa
Lineage: Eukaryota; Viridiplantae; Streptophyta; Magnoliopsida; Brassicales; Brassicaceae
Source: the annotation of a GenBank genome assembly